AUGGCGGACUCGGACAACGACUCGGGGGGUCAGAACGCGAACUCGUCGGCGUCGUCACCGAGGGAGCAGGACAGGCUGGUGCCGGAAUGCGUGUCGGAGUUCAUAAGCUUCAUCACCGGCGAGGCCUCCGACAAGUGCCAGAGAGAGAAGAGGAAGACCAUCAACGGCGACGAUCUUCUCUGGGCCAUGACAACCCUCGGCUUCGAGGACUACGUCGAGCCCCUCAAGGGUUAUCUCCAGAAGUUUCGGGAGAUCGAGGGAGAGAAGACCGCCCUCGGCCGCGGCCAGCCUGAUCACGCCGCCGAUGCCGUGAAUCCCGGCGGCGGAGGUUUUGGUGGCGGCGGAGGCGGGGUGUAUGGUGGGACCGGAGUGGCGCAGCCGGCGGCGAUGAUGAUGAUGAGUCAUGGCCAUCAUCAUCAUCAUCAUCAUCAUAAUCAAAUUCAAGGGCAUCAUAAUAUGUUUGGAUCUGGUAGUGGAAACUCCAGUACUGGUAGACCUAAUAGAUAG
Molecule: messenger RNA, 507 nt
Organism: Morus notabilis
Lineage: Eukaryota; Viridiplantae; Streptophyta; Magnoliopsida; Rosales; Moraceae
Product: nuclear transcription factor Y subunit B-2
Exons: 2
Coding region: 1-507 (168 amino acids)
Biological process (GO): regulation of transcription by RNA polymerase II
Cellular component (GO): nucleus; CCAAT-binding factor complex
Molecular function (GO): DNA-binding transcription activator activity, RNA polymerase II-specific; RNA polymerase II cis-regulatory region sequence-specific DNA binding; protein heterodimerization activity
Source: RefSeq, a predicted model, not a curated record